Messenger RNA from Alosa alosa (allis shad), 2320 nucleotides. RefSeq lists its product as uncharacterized. The coding region runs from base 460 to 1380 and encodes 306 amino acids. The record is from RefSeq and is a predicted model, not a curated record. The transcript has 2 exons. NCBI's taxonomy places the organism in Eukaryota, Metazoa, Chordata, Actinopteri, Clupeiformes, Clupeidae.
UGACUGUGAGGAGGAGAGGAGAGAACUGUGCCUGUGUGUGUGAUCUCUCAGACGCUCACACACACACACACACACACACACACACACACAGAGCAGUUCCAGGAGUUCCAGCAUGGCAGAUCUAUCAUACCAUACCAGUGAGGACACUUAGACGAGAGAGAGAGAGAGAAAGAGAAAGAGAGAGAGGGAGAGACGGAGAAAAGGACUGAUAGAGAGGGUGUGAGGGAGCGAUAGAGGAUGUGGGUCCAGGCGUCCGGCGUCUCCUGAGAGGACACCUCUGUGAGCACUGCUGCUGUGGGAUUGGCUGAUGGACCACGCCGCUUCUCUGGGCAUGCAGGGUAGGGAGAGCCGGGAGAGCGCCUGACCACCACAGCGCCGACACACACACAGCCACAAGGGCCAGCUGUGGCCCUCCUCCGGCUGCCAUCAGGGGCCUCUGUCUGUCCCCAUGAGUCCCAGAUGAGCGCCAUGGAGACGGACCAAGAGGAGAGAGAGGAGGCAGAGGAGGAGAGGAGAGACCUGGAGACAGAGGAGACGGAUGGAGCGACAGACAUGGAGGAGAGAGAGGGAGAGAGAGAUGGAGAGAGGGAUGGUGAGAGUGACCCAGACGAGCGUCCCCCCAGCAGUCCGGACGAGCUGGAGUGUAAGAUCUGCUACCAACGCUACUCCAGCCACGGGCGCCGGCCCAAGCUGCUGGCCUGCCUACACCGCGUGUGUGCCCGCUGCCUGCGCCGCAUGCUGGACCUGGGCGCGUCCGGCGCGCUCGCCCCCUCCCCCGGCGGCCUGAGCCUCAGCCUGAGCGUCAGCUGCCCCUUCUGCCGACACCCCACGCCGCUGGGCCAGCUCUCAGUGGACGCGCUGCCCGACGACGCCAACCUGAUGGGCCGGCUGGAGCGCCGGCCCACGCGCACGUCCUGCGGCUCGGAGCCACGCGAGGUCCUGCUCACGCCCCACGGCCUGGCCUCGCUGGGCAGCCCUGACCACGAACACCAACACGACUCAUCUUGCUUCGUCAUCACCAUCCUGGAGGUGCAGCGUGACAGCCUCCCUAGUCGCCACGCCGACGGACUGUCCACGCACUCCUCGUCCUCGUCCAGCCUGGACUCGGCGUCUCUGGGCUCGGCAGGUGGCGGGGCGGAGCAGGAGCCGGACGACGCGCUGUCCAGGCUGUGCGUCCACGUGCGGCGCGUGCUGGUCUGGCUGCUGGGCUGCUUCUACUUCGGCUCGCUGCCGCUGGGCAUCUACCUGCUGGUCAUCCAGCGCGUGACACUCGGCAUUGUCUGCGUCAGCCUGGUGCCCACCAGCCUGACCGUCUGCCUGGUCUACGGGUUCUGCCAGUGUCUGUGCCAGGGCCUCUGUGACUGUGUGCCCAGGACAUAGCUUCACAGCCUCAAUUGUGUGUGUGUGUCUGUGUGUGUAUGAGAAAGAGGAAGUGUCUGUGUGUGUCUGUGAGUCCUCUAAUUCUGGGCUCCAGACUAUGCAGCAACAGUCCCGAGGUAAAGACACACAAAGCAGGGACUAAGACCAGCUUUCACCUGACAACCAGCUGUUACCAGGACUACAGUCACCUGACAACCAGUUGUUACCAGGACUACAGUCACCUGACAACCAGUUCUUACCAGGACUACAGUCACCUGACAACCAGUUGUUACGAGGACUACAGUCACCUGACAACCAGUUGUUACCAGGACUAGUCAGCUGACAACCAGUUCUUACCAGGACUACAGUCACCUGACAACCAGUUGUUACGAGGACUACAGUCACCUGACAACCAGUUGUUACCAGGACUAGUCAGCUGACAACCAGUUGUUACCAGGACUACAGUUUCCUGAUGACCAGCUGUUCCCAGGACUACAGUCACCUGACAAUCAGUUGUUACCAGGACUACAAUCUGCUGACAACCAGCUGUUACCAGGACUACAGACACCUGACGACCAGCUGUUACCAGGACAACAGUCACCUGACACCCAGCUGUUACCAGGAUUAGUCACCGGACAAUCAUCUGUUACCAGGACUACAGUCAACUGACGACCAGCUGUUACCAGGACUACAGUCACUUUGAGUCUCCAGCAUGAGUUUGUGUUUAAGGUGCCCGGUGUCUGUGUUUGUUUUGAUUUGUUUGUUGCCGGGGUGACGUACCUGCUCUGUUUCCUGUAAUCUGUGUUGCUACCAUGAGCACCUGUUGCUAGUGCUAAGCUAUAGCCAACAGCACGGCCCCUAUAGCGGCUGACGCAGUCUGGAAUACUGAUAAACAGUCUGUGUGUCUGUGUGUGUGUGUGUGUGUGUGUAAGCAUGUCUGAAUGUGUAUGUAAGCAUGUAU